Molecule: messenger RNA, 1284 nt
Organism: Thyridium curvatum
Lineage: Eukaryota; Fungi; Ascomycota; Sordariomycetes; Thyridiales; Thyridiaceae
Exons: 3
Coding region: 1-1284 (427 amino acids)
Molecular function (GO): oxidoreductase activity
Source: RefSeq, a predicted model, not a curated record
AUGAAACUCUCGCCAUCACUCAUCCCAGCCCUCAUCUCUACUGCCUGGGCCGCAGCCAUCCCGGAUACCAGCGAUACCAGCGUAGCAGCCUUUGAGGACAACCACUACGAUGCCGUCGUCGUCGGAGGCGGUCCCUCGGGCCUGGCGGCGCUCAGUGGCUUGGCUCGCGUGAGGAGAAAGGUCUUGCUGAUCGACUCUGGAGUCUACCGAAACGCCCCGACUCGGCACAUGCACGACGUUCUGGGCUUUGACGGUGUCACGCCGGCCUACUUCCGCUGGGCGGCCCGGAAGCAAAUCGAAUUCUACGACACCAUCCAAAUGACCAACGGCACCGUCGUGUCCAUCACAGCCCCAGACGCCACCAUCAACAGCAACACCACGACCCCUUACUUCACCGUCACCACCGCCUUCGACGGCGGCUCCGACGCGACCCGGAACAUCUCGGCACGGCGUAUCAUCCUCGGCACCGGCCUCCGGGACCUCCUCUCCGAUACCCCCGGCAUUCGGCAAAACUUCGGAGAGGGGCUGUAUUGGUGCCCGUGGUGCGAUGGCCAUGAGCACGCCGAUCAGCCGUUCGGCGUCAUCGGGCCGCUGUCCAGCGUGCCCUCGAACGUCCGGGAAGUGUCGACGCUCAACAAGGACAUCAUCGUGUUUGUCAACGGCACCGACACCGAGGACAACCGCAAGGCCCUGGACACGGCGAGCCCCGGAUGGCAGAGCCUGCUGCAGUACCGCAACAUUACGAUCGAGAACCGGACGAUUUCGGCCGUGGUGCGGCUGCGCGACGGCUCGACCGCGAACAACGGCACAAACGCGACGGCGGCAGCGCUUCCCUCGGUGGAGGAGUACGACCUGUUCCGCGUGGAUUUCGAGGAGGGCCCGUCGAUAGAGCGUGCAGCCUUCAUCCUGAGCAUUGCCAACGAGCAGGCGUCGUGGGUGGGCCGGGACAUGGGAGUGGCGCUGUACGGAGAGGGUCGCAUGUACACGGACUCGAACCUUCUGACUAACAUCAAGGGCGUGUACGCGAUCGGUGACGCUAAUCUGGACAACUCGACUAAUGUGCCACACGCUAUGUACACUGGCAAGAGGGCGGCCGUGAACUGCCACUUGGACCUUGCCAAGGAGGAAGCCUCAAAGGACAUCUACAUCGAGCAGCUGAACUCUUCGUCGAGCGGCUCCACGAAGCGCAGCGUCCCGCCGACUCCGCUCGACCCCCGGGCGCUGUGGAACGUGGUCAAUGGCGACCUGGACGACGUCCUCUUCGCCGGCGAGUAUGAUCAAUGA